Molecule: messenger RNA, 1195 nt
Organism: Oncorhynchus kisutch (coho salmon)
Lineage: Eukaryota; Metazoa; Chordata; Actinopteri; Salmoniformes; Salmonidae
Exons: 3
Coding region: 353-1195 (280 amino acids)
Source: RefSeq, a predicted model, not a curated record
GCAAGGGGCAGGUCGACAGCUAGGAAAUAGUCAUAAUUUAAUAAUGCAUUGAAUAUGAGGUAACAAGGAAUUAGAAACUUAUAGCACUGUAUGAUAUGUCGCUGUAAAUGGGUGGUUCUCUCAGUAAGUGAAAUGCAUGCAUAUAUUUAUCGUUUGAAGGGGCCGCCGGUGGUGUAAGAGCUAUCGCAAGUAGAGUAUAUGUCCACAGGAUCCUGGCCUAGUAUUGCUGCUGCUGGGAUUCUCCUCAUCCGCUUUCACAAAAUUCGAAAAUAGCAUAUUUAAUGAUAGAAAUGAAAGGUUUGACAGUUGUUUUUGCGGUGACCGACAUUUAAAUGGAUGGAGCCUUACCAGGAUGAGUCGGCCCUAUGAACUGCCCAUCAGCAAUGCUCAGGCCUGUCACACUGACCCAACAGUGACCUCUGCCCCCAAUGACCCCUUCUCUCCCUCCUCAAAGCACAAUAACCCCAAUUCUAGACUAGACCCUCCACGUGCCAUGCAACUGUCCACCGCCCCUGCCCUCAAACCUCCAUCCACCUAUGGGUUCAUGCCCAAGAACCUAUCCUCUUCCUACAGUCCUCUGAGAAGGCUACAGCACCUGACCACCAUGGUCAGCCACCCAGACCUGAUACAGGUUGGAGAGGGGGAGAGGGAGGUCUCGCACACCCGGAAUGCUGUUGGGAAAACUAUCUUUGGGAAUUCCUUGGCCCUCACAGCUCCCGAGCCAGGCAGGAGAGACAGAGACACCAGUAAGACUAAUCCUAGUGUGGAGAAGAAGAGUGACUGUUGCUUCUCUGACCCACCUAGUCCAGACUUUUCACUGGAUAGCAAUAGCCCUUUUGCGAAUGGCUGCCUGCACUUUGAGUCCACUUUGUUUGAUGAUGAUGAUGACGAAGAGGAUGAUGAGGAUACAGCUUUACCUCUGACAGACAGACAUAGCAAAGUUGGAAAGUCACCUGAACCUCUUCCUGAAUUUUUUAACUUGAAGGUAAAGAAAUUACUGAAGCCAGGGCUAUCUUUGGGUAAAGGCUUGCAGUCCCCUAGUGUCCCCCCAUUAACGGCACAUGAAGGUUCAGACGAGGACUGGAGGAGUAACUGUGAGCCGCUCUCUCUUGGGAAUAGCCCCUCUGGGCCUUCAAUGUUCUGGCCUGGGUACUUCCUUUUCAGUCCAGAUCACCUGCUUUACUCUGCAACAUAA